This is a messenger RNA of Prunus armeniaca (apricot), 666 nucleotides long. The record is from the annotation of a GenBank genome assembly. Lineage: Eukaryota; Viridiplantae; Streptophyta; Magnoliopsida; Rosales; Rosaceae.
AUGGCUGCUUCCAAAGCCAUUCUCCUUCUACUUGCUGCUUUUCUCUUUGUUACUACAAGGGCUUCUUCUUCAUCACUUGACCACCAUGAAGAACUGAAGUUAAAGUUUCAGGCUGCUUAUUCCAAAGUCUUGGUACCUGCACCAGCUCCUUCUAAGCUUCCAAUAGUAAAGGCACCGGCUCCACCACCCCUGGUCAAGGCUCCAGCUCCAACUGUUCCGGUGAUCAAGCCGCCCACUCUACCACCAGUUCCGGUUAUCAAGCCGCCCACUCUGCCACCAGCUCCGGUGAUCAGGCCGCCAACUCUACCACCAGCUCCGGUGAUCAGGCCGCCAACUCUACCACCAGCUCCGGUGAUCAAGCCGCCCACUCUACCACCAGCUCCAGUUGUCAAGCCACCCACUCCACCAACUCCUGUCAGUCCUCUGACCCCAGCGAAGCCACCCACUUACCCACCACUGCCCCCAGUUAAAUCCAAAGAGGAUUGCAUCCCUUUGUGUGACAAGAGGUGCCAAUUGCAUUCAAGGAAGAGAGUCUGCAUGAGAGCUUGCAUGACAUGCUGUGACCGCUGCAGAUGUGUUCCUCCCGGAACUUUUGGCAACCGGGAAAGAUGUGGCAAGUGCUACACUGAUAUGGUCACCCAUGGGAACAGAAGCAAGUGCCCUUGA